Molecule: messenger RNA, 1170 nt
Organism: Anthostomella pinea
Lineage: Eukaryota; Fungi; Ascomycota; Sordariomycetes; Xylariales; Xylariaceae
Source: the annotation of a GenBank genome assembly
AUGGACAGAGUCGGGUAUGCCACCGGUAUGGAGGUACAUCCAAGCUACCUACUCCUGUUCGUGGCUCGUGCGCCGUCGCGGUCAGGGAACUUUUCUCCGUUUUCUCCGGGGCCGCUGCAGCUUGAGCGCUUGAGCUUGGGAAACCACAGCUUCCAACUUCCCUUCGCGAGACUGUCGACAAUCAUGAGCUUACAUCUGCCAGCGCGGCGGGCCGUACAGUCCGCUCGGGCAACCGUCGGCCAACCAUCCCUACAUCUUUCACGCCUUCUUCCCAAGACUCAGCGCCGCAAUGCCUGGUUCAACGGAUGGGGAUCCCAGUCUUCUUCUUCUAAAGAGUCACCGCUGGCCAAAGAGUUGACGAAACGCGAAAGGCAGCAGAAGAUGGCCGACCGCAUGUUCAACCGCACCCAGGGCUCCACCAUCUUCGACGAGGAGAUCAAGGACGCCGAACAGCCCGGCCAGGACGCCUCCAAGGAGAUCGCCGCCGGCUCCACCGUCGGCUUCAGCAAGAUGAAGGAGCACAUGGAGCGCGCCCUCGAUCCCGAUCCCAGGUGGAGGGUACGCUACCAGAAGAAGAAGGUCAUGCAGAUGGUCAGGGCCGACGGCAAGCUCACCCACAAGGAGCGCAUAAAGCAGUCCGAGAAGGAGGUUCACAGCGCCAGCCCGCCCCUGCCCACGAGCACCAAGAAGCUGGUCAAGCUGUCCCACCAGAUCGUCGGCAAGACCAUCGACGAUGCCAUCACCCAGAUGCGCUACAGCAAAAAGAAGAUCGCGAAGGAGGUGAAGUGGCAGCUCGAGGAGGCCAGGGACUCGGCCAUCGCCAGUCGCGGUAUGGGUCUGGGCGUGCACACGGGCGAAGUGCUGAGGACACCCAAGAAGAUUCAAACCAAGGACGGCCGAUGGAUCGAGGUCCAGGACCCCACCCAGCUCUACAUCGACGAGUCCUGGGUGGCAAAGGGCCCCUACCGAGGCGUGCGGAUACAAUACCACGCCAGGGCACGCAUGUCCAGGAUGUGGAGGCCAACGACUUCGAUCAAUGUUGUCCUGAAGGAGGAGAAGACGAGGAUACGGCAGCACGAUGACCGGGUAGAGAAACAGGCCAAGAAAGCCCCGUGGAUUCACCUGCCCAACCGCCCGGUCACUGCACAGAGGCAGUACUACUGCUGGUAG